Molecule: messenger RNA, 2716 nt
Organism: Tuber aestivum (summer truffle)
Lineage: Eukaryota; Fungi; Ascomycota; Pezizomycetes; Pezizales; Tuberaceae
Source: the annotation of a GenBank genome assembly
GCCAAACAAAUUCUUCUCUCUAAACCUCCCCACCCCCCUUUCCAAUAUUUCAAAGCCCAGCAAUGCCCCCAAACAAGGUUCGCUUCUCGCCCACCGUCUCCCGAUCCCACACCCCACCGCGCUCACCUUCGCCAACUUCCUCCAACCCAUCAAUCCUCUAUAACACCGAUGAUGACCCAGAUUCCGACGACGAUGAUUCCCUGCACCGGAGCCUCCUUCCGACAACAGCACGGCUGCCGGUGCGCCGGCGCAGACGACUGGGUAAGCAGAACGUAUGCAUGAGGUUUGGAAUGACGGUCUUGCUGGCUGCGGCUUUACUGGGCUUGGGGGUUUUGUUCGGAGUUAUCUUUUGGGAAAAUGAGGAGGGGAUUGGUGCGUUUUCCUUCGGUCCUGGGGGGUGAAGGUCGCGAUCGGGGGGAAGGGGGAUUAUCGGGGUCUGAGAUCAGGGAAGAAGGGCUGACGGAAGGUGCGCCGGGUCCGGGGUGCAGUCGACGAUGGCAUUCUGGUGGACGCCCCGAGGGGGGCAGUCAGUAGUGAUGUGGGACCCUCUCCCCUGAUCGUUCGUCCGAAGAUUUGGUUGGCGGGGGGAUGUGUGCUGAUCCUGUGUGAUGCGCUAGGUUCUUGCCUGUUCGAGAAUUGGUGUGGGGCUUUUGAAGAAGGGUGGGAAUGCGGUCGAUGCUGCCAUCGGUAUCAAAGCUUCUAUAUUUGCUCUGGCUAGGUUGCGGUGCUGAUGGACGUGCAAGGGACCGCGGUAUGCAUCGGGGUUGUGAAUAGCUUUGCCAGCGGUAUCGGCGGUGGGGGGUUCAUGGUUGUGCGCGAGGGUAAUGGGCGAUCUCAAGCUUACAAUUUUAGAGAAACGGCGCCGGGAAGUGCUUCUCGGGAUAUGUACAGUGGUUUGUCCUCUUCCUUCUACGGUGCCUUAUCGUAGGGUCCCGGUUAGGGCACCGGCUGACUGGGUAUACUAUCGUACAGCCGAUCCACUGGGGGCACGGGUUGGCGGUCUUGCGGUUGCGAUCCCCGGAGAAGUCCACGGAUACGCUACGGCACAUGCCCGGUCUGGCCGGAUACCCUGGCAGGAUAUUUGGCAGCCGUCGAUAGACUUGGCGAGAAGAGGUUUCCACAUCCCGCCGACGCUGGCAGCAAUAAUCGCCAAGGAGGCACCAUUCUUUCAACAACACAGGGAAGAAUGGGGAUUUUUGUUUAACCAGGACACCGGCGAGCUCUUACAGGUUGGGGAGCUUAUGAAGAGGGAGUCGUACGCGCGCACACUUGAGGUUAUUGCUGGCAAGGGGGAGUAUAGUCGCGGUGGGGUUUAUUCCGGGGUGAAGCAGUUCUAUAACGGGAGUAUUGCAGAGCAAAUCGUUGAGGCUGCGAACAAGCAUGGGGGUAUAUUGACUACUGAAGACUUUUCGAGGUAUUUUACGGUCGUCGAGGACACGCUCAAGACGAGCUUUUGCGGACGGCAGGUUAUUACCUGCCCACCCCCCUGCAGGUAUGUCUAGCAGGUCUGGCGCUUCGGGUAUAUGGGGGACGCUUUUCUAAUCGAAUUGGUUGGUGGGUUGCAGCGGAGCUGUGUUGAUCGAGGGGUUGAAUAUUGCUGAAAGGCUGGAUAUGGGCGAUCCCGAUAAGUCAAUAUCGUACCAUUAUUUAGUGGAGUAUGCACUUUCGUUUCACAAACAUGGUGAGAUGGACUAACUGCUCGCGAUGCAGGACAAUGAAGUGGAUAUCAGCAGGGCGCACCGAACUGGGAGAUCCUGCGGACCCAGUGGUGGCAUCCAACUCCGAGAGGAUACACCAACUGCAAAGCAAAUCCUAUGCAGAAGCCGUUCGAGCGAACAUAUCCGCUGACACCACCUAUUCGUGGGAGCACUACAAUCCGGCAUACGAGCCGGUAGAUCCCAAGGGAACCUCGCACCUGUCCGUGCUGGACAACGAUGGGAAUGCCGUAGCCCUCACCACCACCGUGAACCUGUACUGGGGCGCCAAAGUCCAUGACCCACAAACCGGGAUCGUCCUAAACUCGGAGAUGGACGACUUUUCUAUCCCUGGUCGCUCAAACGCGUAUCGUCUCGAGCCGUCGGUAUAUAACUACAUCAUCCCCCGCAAGAGGCCCCUAUCAUCCACCACUCCCACAAUCAUCAUCGAGGAGGACGGGGCGCCCGGACUCGUCAUCGGCGGCUCGGGUGGCUCGCGAAUUGUCACAGGCGUAUUCCAGGCGAUCGUGAAGAAUUACCUAUGGGGAUAUGGUCUUUUGGACACCAUCAAGAGUCCUCGGUUGCACCACCAGUUGAUUCCCGAGGUGGUGACUGCCGAGAGCGGCACGGAGAAAUGGAUCCUUGAAGGCCUUGAGGAGCGUGGUCACGUCGUUGAACAAAGGGGCAUCGGGGAAGCGUCAGGCGGGAGCGUCAUCCAAGUGGUGAAGGGUAUGGCCAGCGGCCGAGUGGAAGCUGUGGCCGAUUGGUGGAGAAAAGGAGGUGUAAGUCCCCCCCCCCUUUCUUCCUUCCUCUCCCCCCUUUGCCGUUUUUCGCCUUUGCUUCCCUCCGUCCCCCCACCGAUCGAUUUGGGUUCUUAGUGCGGACGUCGCCGGGGUCACUUUUUCUACUCUGUCCCGUUUAGCACAGCAGUCGAUCGGACAGGGCUGAUUGCGUUCUUCAGAGAGCCGCCGGGUAUUGAAUUGAACGCGUACCAGUGUGAUAAGCCCGCGGGGGUGGGGUAA